This is a messenger RNA of Panicum hallii, 741 nucleotides long. RefSeq names its product thioredoxin H-type 2-like. The transcript has 4 exons. The coding region runs from base 98 to 580 and encodes 160 amino acids. NCBI's taxonomy places the organism in Eukaryota, Viridiplantae, Streptophyta, Magnoliopsida, Poales, Poaceae. The record is from RefSeq and is a predicted model, not a curated record.
GCCAUGACCCAGCAGCACUGCCGUUUCUACACGAUCCGCGAUCGAGCCACCCAAUUUUUUUGACAUCGUGCCGUAAGCAAGGAGAGGAAAGAAAAAGAUGGCACCAGCGAUCACCGUGCUGCCCGUCGCCGAUGGGCCGAAGCUCAAGGAAAUCAUGAAGACGAAUGCUGAGAGUGGCAACAAGUUGCUGGUGCUGGAGUUCAUGGCGCCGUGGUCAGAGCCGUGCAACUACAUGAGAAAUGUGCUAGAUGGAAACCCCAAGGGGAUAGGCCUUGCAAACGAGUUGCAAGACUAUGCUGACUUUUACGAGCUUGACAUCACCAAAUUCAGGCAAUUUGCACAGCGCAUGACAGUGGAGGCCCUGCCGACGUUUCUGCUACUCAAGCAGGGCUACAAGAUUCUGGGCCGCGUCGUAGGCGUUGACAAGGAAGAGCUCAGGAGAAGCAUCAAGGAACACGAAGACAAAUCACCUGGGGGCGGCCUGGAAAAGGUGAACCCCGAAGAAGAUAUAGAUAAGCCCCUGAGCUUGUUCUCAAGUCCGUAUGCCUUCUUGAGGGCCAGGCUAAGAUCAUUCUUUUAGAUCUCUCUGCGUCAUGAGUGUAGCUAGCUACACCAUAAAUCUAAUAUACUGUGUAUAUAUGCAUGGUUUCUGUGUGUGAGCAUGCAUAUGGGCAUGUGCCACCAGCAGCGCCUCUGGUACCAUGCCCGGUCCGAUAACAAAAGAUGCAUGAUUAUCUAUCA